Vicia villosa (hairy vetch) is the source of this 744-nucleotide messenger RNA. RefSeq names its product protein FAR1-RELATED SEQUENCE 5-like. The transcript has a single exon. The record is from RefSeq and is a predicted model, not a curated record. The coding region runs from base 1 to 744 and encodes 247 amino acids. NCBI's taxonomy places the organism in Eukaryota, Viridiplantae, Streptophyta, Magnoliopsida, Fabales, Fabaceae.
AUGGAAACUAGCAAACUCAGGUUUGGCGUUGUGAUUAGAAGGUUCGACAAUGACACUAUUAGAAGGCAAACAUUUGUAAUUAUGAGACGCGAGAGAAGUAGAAAAUAUGUUCCAAAAAUUCGGAAGUUAAAACAUGAUGAAAUUGAAUCGAGAAAAUAUGAGUGUCCAUUUAAAUUGCGCGAAUACUGUAGGGUGGGUGAUAUCUGGAGGUUUAAUGUCAUUUCUGGUAUACAUAAUCAUGCGUUAGACACCAAGCUACAAGGUCAUCCAAUUGUAUAUCGGCUUAAGUCGGAGGAGAAGGAAAUUAUUUCAGAAAUAUCGAUAAUUAAAUUUGUACCGAGAAACAUACUUGCCGAUUUGAAACGGAAAAGACCACAAAGUAUUUCAAAUAUCAGACAGAUAUACAAUGAACAGUAUCAACGGAACAUGGCGAAUAAAAGUUUGAGAUUUAAAAUGCAACAAUUUUUGAAAUUUUUGGACGAUAACCAUUAUGUUUUAAGGUACAAAGUGUGUGAGAAUAAAGUCAGUGUCCAUGACAUUUUUUGGGCUCAUUCAGAAAGUAUCAAGUUGUUCAAUACAUUUCCAUCCGUCCAUAUAAUUGAUUCAACAUACAAGACCAACAAGUAUAGGCUUCCGCUUCUAGAAGUUAUUGGUGUCACUUCUAUGGAGAAUGCAUUUUCGGUUGGAUUUGCUUUUUUGGAAUCUGAGAAAGAAAAUAAAGUUACAUGGGCAUUGGAUAUCUAG